Molecule: messenger RNA, 1098 nt
Organism: Lindgomyces ingoldianus
Lineage: Eukaryota; Fungi; Ascomycota; Dothideomycetes; Pleosporales; Lindgomycetaceae
Exons: 10
Coding region: 1-1098 (365 amino acids)
Source: RefSeq, a predicted model, not a curated record
AUGCAGAAUUCAAACCGUUCGCCAGAACACCUAGGGGUUUAUAUAUACUCUCUCUGCUAUAAACUCCUCACUAUACUACAUGUCAAUGUCCACAACCCCUCAUCUUGUGAUACGCGGUUCAAGUCCAUGAGAGAGGAAGUUCCGCUUUGUGCAACUCAUUCGGAAGAAAACAUUGAUACGAGAAUAUCUUCUAAAGUUGAUCGUUCGUGGAAUCCACACGUUCCACUGCCAUUUUCAAUGCUACAUCCUCAAUGGCCGACGAUAUACAUGAGGCGCCAGCGCAUACCCGCUCCGGACCGUCCUUUAAUACGGCAUCAGCCGUACACAAAUGGUCGAGAGCGGUUUAAAGUGCGGGACGAGGACAGUAGUCGGGACUUUCUGGACUGUGCUAUGCCUGUAGCCAUGGCUCAACAAAUUGUCCCCCGAUUUUCAGGAACUCAGUCCUCUCCUCUCGCCUCCCCUCCUGAAAUUGUGGUUUAUGUAAGGUUGCUAAAGGUCACCCUGGGCUGCUGUGUAGAUUUAGGUGUUGUGUUACUUCGUUUGCGCGACUUGCACGAGGAUGAAUUUAGCCGAGUGGUUGGCAUCGUGAUAGGAAAUCACAGGCAUCCUACAGCCACUUUUCAAGAAACACAGUGGAGGUGGCAUGCAAAUAAAACGAAGAUGAACGCAUCGUCUCCUGUUAUAAGAGAGCCCUUCAGAUCUACACUCCACCCAAUAUUGCCCUUGGUCUGGUCGACGCAUCGGGGUAAGCUCUCUAUCUAUAGGAAGAGUUACUGGUUUGUAAGAUAUGAAAAUGGUACAACAGGUUACGGUCUAGAUGAAAACUCUCAAGUAGAGAUUCUGAACCCAGAUCAUCGAGAUAAUAUAUUCGCUAAGAGAGCGAAGUACCCUGAGACCGGGCUCUUAAUUCGGGAAAUAUUUCAUCAGAAGCCUCGAACCAAAGCACAGCUGACUGAGACUCCUCGCGUGCCUACGAAAAGUGCCCCGGAGAGGCAUGUGAUGAAUUCCGUUUACAUUGGGGUUUUCCUUCGGAUAUGUGUUUCUGGAUCUAUUGCUUCGAUAAAUCUGGCUAGCGGACAAUGGAAGCGCGGUUCGUGA